AUGAUACCAAGCGUCCUACUUCUAGCCAUUUUACCAUGGUAUGUUCUUGGCGUUGUUGUCCCCUGGCUUGAUAAUGAUCCGUUUGUCGAAGCAAACCUACAUGCUACCAAAUUAGGGUUUGGCCUUCCACCUGUUUUAUCCCCGGGUGAAAUCACAGAUGAGACUCGCACUUUACCACAUGAAGGACAUAUUCCACACUAUGUGAUAGAUAAUUGCCCGUUGGUUCACUUGUACAGUGAAGAGACAUACUGGCCAGCAGACGUGUCCGAGUUUAUCCGGCAUUUCAACAUUCAAACGGGGAACAAGUCAAUAGUCAAAGACGCUCCACUGGAGCUUCAAGAUCUGUCCGCAGGUUUUUCCCCCACUGUGCAAGACCCUGACUACUUUGUCCCUAGUGAGAAUACUUUCUUGACGGCACUGGACGAUUUUGGCAAGGAUCCAAAAUGGCUCCUGGGCCAUAGACCAGACUACAGCACUGGACGCAUCAAAAAUGCGCCGGCUAUCCUGAUUGUUGUAGACAAGGGAAAUGGGUGGGUCGAUGCCUACUGGUUCUACUUCUACUCCUUCAACUUAGGUGCAUUCAUUAUGGGAUACGGGCCUUGGGGGAACCAUGUGGGCGACUGGGAACACUCGCUGGUACGUUUCUAUCAGGGCAAGCCGCAAUACCUCUGGAUGAGUGCUCAUGGUGGCGGUCAAGCGUAUAUCUUUGAUGCGGUGGAGAAAAAGACCCGUGUGCAAUAUGCAGGGGCAAAAGAGAGCUCUCGCAUCCUGGAAAGGCCACUGAUAUUCAGCGCUCGGGGAACGCAUGCAAACUACGCCUCUGUGGGACAGCAUGCCCACGAUGUUCCUUUCUUUUUUAGCGCGCUUAGCGACUUCACGGACCGCGGGCCUCUUUGGGAUCCUUCUCUGAACUACUUGGGGUACACCUACAACGGCUCGGUCGUUACCCCUGCUUCCGGACCAGAAGAAAAGCUGGGUGUAGACUGGCUCUAUUUUCUGGGUCGUUGGGGCGACAAGCAGCUGAACUGGAAGGAUCCACGCCAAAAAUGGUGUCCAGUGCAGUGGCGGUUCAUCGACGGCCCCAGAGGUCCCUUGGCGAAACACUUGGAGCGAACCGGUCUUUGUCAACGUCACAAAUGGUGGAACUUUUGGGGUGGAUGCCCGGCCAGAAGAAGCAUAAAGCGUGGGCAGGGUCUGGAUGCUGAGCACAACGAUCUGGUUGGCGACAACUGUGGAAUCCUUCUUUAUCGUAUUCGUCCCAAAUGGCUACGCUCUUUAGCAAGACUAGUAAUGUGGCGUGGAAUAGCUUGUUUUACAAUGGAUUAUUUUACGGGCUAA
Molecule: messenger RNA, 1338 nt
Organism: Lachancea dasiensis
Lineage: Eukaryota; Fungi; Ascomycota; Saccharomycetes; Saccharomycetales; Saccharomycetaceae
Source: the annotation of a GenBank genome assembly